Messenger RNA from Lutzomyia longipalpis, 1003 nucleotides. RefSeq names its product allatostatins MIP (gene Mip). The coding region runs from base 359 to 796 and encodes 145 amino acids. The record is from RefSeq and is a predicted model, not a curated record. Lineage: Eukaryota; Metazoa; Arthropoda; Insecta; Diptera; Psychodidae. The transcript has 2 exons.
GUAAUUUCAUGAUCUUUUCACAUUGAACAUGCGCAUCUCAGUGUGGGGCUAUGAUGUGUGAAUGAUAUAAAAGAGCGCAAUCAUUUCAUAAAUUCCAACAGUCGCUAACGUACGCGUCGGCAAAACUGCACGGAAGAAGAACAAGAAGUUCCUCUCUGUGGUGGGUGAAUGGCAUUGUGAGUGUGACUAAAAGGAGGAAGCAAAAGUUCUUGUAGCUGCUGAGGAGACGAUCAUCCCAAACUGUUGUAAACAUAACACGUCCACGUGAAAAGUGCCCAAAAAUUCCAAGAAUAGUGGACCACACAGAAGCUUCUUCGCGGGAAAAAUUAUCACGGAAUUUGACCACAAGUAAAUACCAAUGAAUCGUAGCGUGAGAUUAACUUUGGUACUCCUGUGGGGUCUCUGGGUGGCAACGAGUACCACCAUGGAAAUCCCCGAGGAGGAGUCUCCGGGUGGUGGUGGUGAUGUGAAGCGUUCGUGGAACAACCUACAGGCGUCGUGGGGAAAACGCUGGCCCGAUGAAUUGGACGAGAUCGACGAUGGGCGCUUCGAGGGUAUUGCCGAUGGACGCGAUGUGGGGCAGAAGCGCACGUGGAAGGCAAUAAACGGGGCCUGGGGUAAGAGGGUCACCGGCGGAUCGGGGGAUUGGCACAAAUUUCGCAGCGCCUGGGGCAAACGUGAGCCCGGCUGGAACAAUCUCAAGGGACUCUGGGGCAAGAGGUCAACAAACAACUGGAAUCGACUGUCGUCGGGAUGGGGAAAGCGAUACGAUGCUGAUCUCGAGAUGGACGUCUAAAAAGGAGCUCACACCGAAUCAUUCUGAUCUUUUCCUGCCCAUCACAUUUGUAUGUGUGUGUGUGUGUCUCUGAGCCAUUGAUUUAACGUUGUUCCUUCUCUUUGAUUCCAAAAAACAAACAAUAAAUAAAAAGUUAUGGCUGGAAGAAAUAAAUUAUUUAUUUUAUUCAUUUUUUUUGCAAAUUCAAUAAAAAUUGGAAAUCAUAAA